AUGACACCUUGGAAACCUUUUCAUCUUUCCAAAUGCAAUAAAUACUUUCACUUUCACUUUUUUCAGUCUCUCUCUCUUUCUCUCUUUCUUCCCUAUUUCUUUCGAUCACCUUUUCUAUAUUAUCUCACUUUCUAUCUAUCUAUAUAUCCAUUUGUCGCACUCAUCCCAACUUCUUUUCUUUUGGGAUUUUUCAUUUUCGUUCUCUUUAUUUUUCUCUUGUAUUUUUCUUUCUUUUUCUCCUUUCCAUCAUUCUUUCUCUGUCUUUUAUGUCGUUCUUUCCCCCUUCUCCAACUCUCUCUAUCUCUCUUUCCAAAUAAUUUUCCCGUUUUCUUCUUCUUCUUCUUCUUCUUCUUCUUCGUCGUCGUCACGAUCUUUAUUUUAUUCCCCUCUCUCUCUCUCUCUCUCUCUCUCUCUCUCUCUCUCUCUCUCUCUCUCUCUCUCCUUUUUUCUCAGAAAUAUUAA
Molecule: messenger RNA, 462 nt
Organism: Acanthosepion pharaonis
Lineage: Eukaryota; Metazoa; Mollusca; Cephalopoda; Sepiida; Sepiidae
Source: the annotation of a GenBank genome assembly